AUGCUUUAUAUUAGAAACAAACUUCUACAAGAACAACAACUUGUUGUUAAAUAUAAUAAGCCUGGCUGUCCUUCUUUUUUGCAAACACAUUCAAACUUGCUCGAUUAUAUUCAUGAUAGCAUUGAAUUUGGGGCUACAGAAAAUAAAAGAAAAAGAAAGAUAGUAAAAGUCAGGACCAUCAACUACCUUGUAGAUGAUGUCAGAAAUAUAUAUAGUGAAUAUGUUGCCAGAUUCACUAUAAACAAUUAUCUACAAUCUUCUUGUUCAAACUUAAUAGUAGCCAAAACCUAUCAUUAUCCUGCCAACAUCAUGGUCUCAUCCGUGUCUAGAACUGACAACAAUAACUAUUCAGAUGAGCAUUAUUGUCUUGUCUCUAUAAAGGAUGAUAAGGCCAAGGUUCCUUUUGGCAUUACAGCAGUUAGAAGAACCUUUAGAGUUUUACAAACAAUUAGAGAGCCAGUGAUGGUCUCUAAUUAUAAUUUUCUUGUAGAUGUGCAGCAAAAGCUGAUACUGUCAGUUUAUUUAAUAAUAAGUCCUAAUGACACGAAUGUUAUGCUUCACAAUAGCCAACUUUCAAUUUUUAUUCAUUCACAAUAUGGAGUUGACACAAGUUCUGCAACUUAUAUGCAAGAUUUAGAUUCAUUAGUAAAAAAACAGCCAUCUGGAUG
Molecule: messenger RNA, 668 nt
Organism: Cetraspora pellucida
Lineage: Eukaryota; Fungi; Glomeromycota; Glomeromycetes; Diversisporales; Gigasporaceae
Source: the annotation of a GenBank genome assembly